Culicoides brevitarsis is the source of this 545-nucleotide messenger RNA. It is a transcript of the gene mRpL52, whose product is annotated as large ribosomal subunit protein mL52. Gene Ontology annotation, molecular function: structural constituent of ribosome. Gene Ontology annotation, biological process: mitochondrial translation. NCBI's taxonomy places the organism in Eukaryota, Metazoa, Arthropoda, Insecta, Diptera, Ceratopogonidae. Gene Ontology annotation, cellular component: mitochondrial large ribosomal subunit. Bases 66 to 485 code for a protein of 139 amino acids. The record is from RefSeq and is a predicted model, not a curated record. The transcript has 3 exons.
AUGCACAUAGGGAACAUAAAUGUGAGCGAAGAAAUAUCAUUAAAUUAAGUUUUUUCUACUAAAAAAUGCAGGCUUUCACACAAAUUCUUUCUACCUUCGUUCCUCGGAGGACCAUCAGCACAACCGCAGCACUCGGAGGCAGAAUCAAGAAAUGGAGAGAUAAGAAAAUGUGGAAAAACACUGAGCCAAACAUCCCAAACUGGAGAAAGGAAGCCGGUUUGGAGCAAAAUCCAACAUCAUUCGGUCCACUGACAAAUCUCCCGGAUUACACUUACAUGGAUGGACGUCCGACACCUUUAGGGGUCCGACAAAAAGGUCGAGUAAUGAAGCAACGCGAAUACGCGGGAAAAAUCGUACAGUACAUCGGAGAACUUAAUUUCGCCAAGCAACGAUAUCAGGAAAAUAUUAAUGCUGCAAUUCAGACGAGACAAGAAAUUCUGAAGAAUAAGCUGAAGCCAAAGGGUCAUUUGUUGCUCAAAAAGUGAUAAUUUUGUGCUUUAUGGGUUUUCAGUUUAGUGACGUUAGAAUAAAUAAUUGAAAAAAAA